Messenger RNA from Coregonus clupeaformis (lake whitefish), 2902 nucleotides. Its product is annotated as GDNF-inducible zinc finger protein 1. Gene Ontology annotation, cellular component: nucleus. Gene Ontology annotation, molecular function: DNA-binding transcription factor activity, RNA polymerase II-specific; RNA polymerase II cis-regulatory region sequence-specific DNA binding; protein binding. The transcript has 8 exons. The coding region runs from base 128 to 2767 and encodes 879 amino acids. Gene Ontology annotation, biological process: regulation of transcription by RNA polymerase II. The record is from RefSeq and is a predicted model, not a curated record. Lineage: Eukaryota; Metazoa; Chordata; Actinopteri; Salmoniformes; Salmonidae.
UCCAAUAUGGCCGCAGUGAAAACGGAUCUCUCGAUUUCGGGUGCAGAUUUUACAGGAAAUACUUUCGUUGUGCUGCAUUUGUGAAGGGCUGCCAUUUUACCGAGCUUACGUAUCUACAGUAUGAAACAUGAGUGACCAAGUGGUCCAGCUCUCCUCAGCCUUCCACCAUGAGGACAUGCUUCAGUCUCUGCACCAGCUCCGACUGCAUGGCCACCUGUGUGAUGUCACAGUCCAGGUGGACUUCCAGGGUGAGCUGGAAGAGUUCGAGGCUCACCAGGUGGUCCUAGCUGCCUCCAGCGGCUACUUCAAGAACAUCCUACUGGCCCCGGACCCACCCAAGAAACUAUUCCUGGGGAACGUUCGAACCACUGAUUUCACCAGGUUCUUGGAAUAUGUAUACACUGGCAAACUGGAGGUGGAUAAAGAGUUUGCUAAAGACAAGAUUGGUGUAAUACAUGAAGUGGCGACACUUUUGGAGUGUAAGAGCCUUGUCCAGGCUUGCUGCUCGGUUCUCGAUGAAGGCAGCUUGAGUCCGCACAGGGCUGAAACAUCCAUGUCACAAGACAAGGAGGCUGAUUUGGAUGAUGUAGAAGAGGAGGAGGGGGCGCUGGGGGUCGAAGUAAACAAAGUUCCCAAAAUAGCCUCCACCAAAAGGCUGACCUCUCCAACAAAACCAGAGAGAGGGGAGAGGAGUUUGAAAAGGGCAAAGGUCACGGUCACAGCCGAGGAGGAGAGGUCAGAGGUGAAUAAAGACACUGAGGUCUCUGGGAGAAGGAGUAACAGGCUGGCAGGGCGCAGAGUCUUCGUUGACAUUCCUAAGAAGAAGUACGUGAGGAAGAUGAAGGACCAGACCAAGAUGCAGAUGGAAGAUCUGCAUGACAACAACACUCAGACAACCAGUCAGGAGGAGAACACUGACAACACACAGGAGGCAGAAGAGGCCCUUCCAGAGCUGCUGCCUGAAAAAGAGGGGGCGGGACUGGAAUCAACAGACGUUGAUGAUGAAGAUGAGGUGGAAGAGGGAGAUAUACCACAGGAUUGUCCAGAUGACUCCCUCUUCUUCCCCAGCAAGGAAGAGGAGGGCGAGGAGGAAGGAGAGGAACGUGCCACCAACAGAUCAUCCAGACGUAUUGACACCCAAUACAAGUGUGACAAAUGUCAACGGACCUUCCACUAUGAGAAGAGCUACCUGAAGCACAUCAAGACGAGCCACAGUGUGCAGGGGGAGGUGACUUACCGUUGUGACACCUGCCAGCAAACCUUCGCCAACCGCUGCAACCUGAAGAUCCAUCAGAGACACGUCCACAGUGACGAGAGACUGUUCCCCUGUGAUGUCUGCACCAAGACUUUCAAACGCAAGAAGGACGUGACACGCCACCGACGACAGGUGCAUGAGGGAGGUGGUGAGCGGCACACCUGUCUUGUGUGUAACAAGGCUUUGAGCUCUAAGACAGCGUUGACGCUACAUGAGAGAACACACACAGGAGACAAGCCCUACUCCUGCACUGACUGUGAAGCCAAGUUCUCCCAGAGCUCAGCCCUCAAGACACACCGCAGGACUCACACAGGAGAGAAGCCUUUCGCCUGUGACCAGUGUGAUGCGAGGUUCACCCAGAACCACAUGUUGUCCUAUCACAAAAGGGCCCACACAGGAGAGAAGCCUUUUAUGUGCGAGAGCUGUGGGAAAAGCUUUGCCUCUAAAGAAUACCUGAAACACCACUCCAGAAUCCACACAGGCUCCAGGCCUUACAAGUGUGAACAAUGUGGUCGGGCCUUCGCCCAGAGAAACUCCCUCCACCAGCAUAUGAAGAUACACACAGGUGAGCGCCCGUACCACUGUACAGAUUGUGAUAAGCAGUUCACCCAGCUGAAUGCCCUCCAGAGGCACCAGAGGAUUCAUACAGGGGAGAAGCCCUACAUGUGUGGCCUCUGCAACCGUACCUUCACUGACAAGUCCACUGUACGAAGACACACCAUGACUCAUGACCAAAACACUCCAUGGAAGAACUACCUGGUGGUCCUCAAGGACAACGUUGAGGAAAAGACUAAGAAACCCAGAGGCCUUGGUAGAAAGGUUAAAAUGGAGACGGUGGUUCAGGAGGUGGAAGGGGAUAGUGGAGCUGGAGGUAGGCUCCAGGAGGGGACCAUAUUGGUUCCUGGUGAGCCCAUCACACUCUCAGCCAACUGGGGCGACCCAGGGACCAUCGCCCUGGUUAGCCACACCACCCUGGGUGGGUUCACGGUCAUCCAGACAGAAAUGCCGGCAGGGACCCAGCUACCCAUCGUCACCACAGACGGCACCGGGGCCAGUGUCAUCUCUCUGGAUGGAUCCACUGUCUCUGUCCCCUUUACUAUCCCUGUCUCUAUGUCCUCCAUCCCUGUGACCUCGUCCUCCUCUGGUCCCCUCCCUGUCCAGACUGUGUCUCUCUCUGUCCCCGUCACUGUCUCAGGGGCCAUAUUUGCCCCAGUUUCAGUUUCGGAGACCACUCUUUCAACUUCAUCCGUGCUGGAAACUGCGGUGUCGCAGACCAUCUUGGCUCCAGAUUUGGAAGCUGGGCCUGGUUCAGAUAUGACGGCCAUUAUGGAUCCUGAGGAGGCAGUUUCAGAGUGUGCCCCUAUCUCUGAGGAGUGUGUUACAGUGCAGACAUCAGAACUGGAGACUGAGACACAGACAGCUGCUGUCUCUAAUGAGGAACAACACAGUGUACCAGAGGACAUAGGUACUGUGGAAGACAUUGAGGUGUCCACUGAAGAUACUGUGGUGUAGGUUGGCAUGUAUUUCAAUGUACAAACCCUUCCAUAUGUAUUUGGGCAUUGAGGAUAAUUUACACUAUACUCCAGCAUUUUGGAUUUGAGAUCAAAUGUUUCAUAUGAGGUGACAGUACAGAACACCACCUUUUUU